This is a messenger RNA of Propithecus coquereli (Coquerel's sifaka), 2026 nucleotides long. RefSeq names its product ATP-binding cassette, sub-family B (MDR/TAP), member 10 (gene ABCB10). Gene Ontology annotation, biological process: transmembrane transport. The record is from RefSeq and is a predicted model, not a curated record. Gene Ontology annotation, cellular component: membrane. The transcript is spliced from 12 exons. Lineage: Eukaryota; Metazoa; Chordata; Mammalia; Primates; Indriidae. The annotation marks the transcript as partial. Gene Ontology annotation, molecular function: ATP binding; ABC-type oligopeptide transporter activity; ATP hydrolysis activity.
CGGCUGCGCCCCGCGGCGGCCGGACUCUCAGAGGCCCGGAAACUCCUGGGGCUGGCUUACCCAGAGCGCCGGAGGCUAGCAGCUGCGGUUGGAUUUCUGGCCAUGUCCAGUGUCAUCACUAUGUCCGCCCCUUUCUUCUUGGGGAAGAUCAUUGAUGUCAUCUAUACCAACCCCACUGUGGACUACAGCACCAACCUGACCCGCCUCUGCCUUGGGCUCAGCGGCGUGUUUCUGUGUGGUGCUGCUGCCAACGCCAUCCGUGUCUACCUCAUGCAAACUUCAGGUCAGCGCAUUGUGAAUAGGUUGAGAACUUCAUUAUUCUCCUCCAUUCUGAGGCAGGAAGUUGCUUUCUUUGACAAGACCCGCACAGGAGAAUUGAUUAACCGCCUCUCCUCGGACACAGCACUUCUGGGGCGCUCAGUGACUGAAAACCUCUCAGAUGGGCUCAGGGCUGGGGCCCAGGCUGCCGUGGGGAUCAGUAUGAUGUUUUUUGUCUCACCUAAUCUGGCCACCUUUGUUUUGAGCGUGGUGCCUCCAAUGUCCAUCAUUGCUGUGAUUUAUGGACGAUAUCUACAGAAACUGACCAAAGUCACACAGGAUUCCCUGGCUCAAGCCACUCAGCUAGCUGAGGAACGUAUUGGAAAUGUGAGAACUGUUCGAGCUUUUGGGAAAGAAAUGACUGAAAUGGAGAAAUAUGCCAGCAAGGUGGACUUUGUGAUGCAGUUAGCCAGGAAAGAGGCGUUCGCUCGGGCUGGCUUCUUUGGAGCAGUAAGUCUGAGCUCUUUCUACUCGGAGCUGAUGAAAGGACUGGGCGCAGGGGGGCGCCUUUGGGAGCUCCUGGAGAGAGAGCCCAAGAUGCCUUUUAAUGAGGGGGUCAUCUUAAAUGAGAAGAGCUUCCAGGGAGCUUUGGAGUUUAAGAAUGUGCAUUUUGCCUACCCAGCUCGCCCAGGGGCACCCAUAUUUCAGGAUUUCAGCCUUUCUAUCCCAUCAGGAUCUGUCACAGCGCUGGUUGGCUCCAGUGGUUCUGGCAAAUCAACAGUGGUUUCUCUCCUUCUGCGGCUGUAUGACCCCGUUUCUGGAACAAUCAGUCUUGAUGGCCAUGACAUCCGUCAGCUAAAUCCAGUCUGGCUGAGAUCCAAGAUUGGGACAGUGAGUCAGGAGCCCAUUUUAUUUUCUUGCUCUAUUGCUGAGAACAUCGCUUAUGGUGCUGACGACCCUUCCUCGGUGACCGCUGAGCAGGUGGGGAGAGUGGCUGAGGUGGCCAACGCGGACGCUUUCAUUAGGAACUUCCCUCAGGGGUUCAGCACUGUGGUCGGAGAAAAGGGCGUUCUGCUCUCAGGUGGGCAGAAACAGCGGAUUGCAAUUGCCCGUGCUCUGCUUAAGAAUCCCAAAAUUCUUCUCCUAGACGAAGCAACCAGUGCGCUGGAUGCCGAAAACGAGUACCUUGUACAGGAAGCUCUGGAUCGACUGAUGGAAGGAAGAACAGUGUUAGUUAUCGCCCAUCGGCUGUCCACCAUUAAGAAUGCUAAUAUGGUUGCUGUUCUUGACCAAGGAAAAAUUACCGAGUAUGGGAAACACGAAGAACUGCUGUCAAAACCAGAUGGGAUGUACAGAAAACUAAUGAACAAACAAAGUUUUAUUUCAGCAUAAAGAAGCAAUUACUGGUAAAUUGAAUAUGAGAGACUUUAAAGCAAAACAGUGCUUUUGCGGAAGGAAAAAGAGACUGUACGAAAUCUAUAAAUCAUAUAUCAAGUUAUUUGAAAUAUGCCUAUUUUUCCAAAGUGUGUAAAAUAUUGUUUUGAAAUGUACCUGUUCACAAGAACUUUUUAUUCAGAGUUUUAAUAAUUGUAACUUUCUAAAUGUCUAUAGCACUGAAGUUAUUUUCAGGUUUUAUACUUUUAUCUUGGAAUAUUUUAAUUAAUAUAGCAUGGCACUUCAUUUUCUUUUGCCUGCUGUUAAAGAUUGAAGCUAUUGUCAAAUGACAACUUUUAAAAGGGAAUUAUAAAUAAAAGGCCUAAUUAUUUUA